This is a messenger RNA of Symbiodinium sp. CCMP2592, 1461 nucleotides long. The record is from the annotation of a GenBank genome assembly. Lineage: Eukaryota; Dinophyceae; Suessiales; Symbiodiniaceae.
AUGGCAUUCGGCCCCGUCGCGGGGCGAGGAGCCAAAGUUGGGAUGCAAGGGCAAGGCGCCGCAGGCGCCAACCCCACCCAUGAGGAGCUCGCGGAGCUUGACCUCGACCUGCACCUGGAGCUUGCGCUGCCGCCCGCCGCCGAGCCCGAGACGGCUGCGGGAGACGGCUCGGCGAGCACGCCGAGCUCACCGCCUUCUGACGGCGGCGCCUCCUUCCGGUCCAGCUCCGACUCCGCGUCGCCCAGGAACGCUGAAGAUCGCCGGGAAGACAGCCUGAGCGAGACGCGGCAGGCGCGGUUCCGCUGCUUGGCGCCGGCAGCCUCCGACCCGGCAGGAUGCUUGCGGUCGCAGGAGCGAGCGCCGCAUCCCUCAUCUCCGCUCCUCAUCGCCCGGCCCAGCGUGGCAGUUCGGAAGUACACGGAGCCGCUAGACAGGCGCCACAGCGUGUGUCGAGCUGCCUUGAUCAGGGCCAACGCCUGCCGCUUCGCGGACCGCUACGACAUCAGUGCUGAGCCCACGUUGGUCGGCCAGGGCACCUUCGGCAGAGUCUACGAAUGUGUGGACAAGCUGGCGGACAUCAAGCGCGCGGUGAAGCGCCUGCGGUUGCCCGCGGGGGCGCUGGAGCAGCGGCAGCUGGUGAACGAGGUGGACGCUUUGAUCGCCUUGGACCAUCCCGCCAUCGUCCGGCUCAUUGAGUACUUCGUGGCCGACGCCGAGGCGAGCCGAAGUUCGCCGAAGUUCGCAGCGGCCAAGAAGCGCUCGCAGCGGGGGAAGUUCUCCGAGGCCUUCGCGGUGCGGAUUCAAGACUCCUGGGCACCUUGGUUCUUGGUUCCACGGGAGAACUUCCGCUUCGAGACGUCUCGUGCCGAUGCCGCCCUGCGUAUGGUGGACUUCGGCCUGAGCGAGAUGAGUGCCGAGGAGUCCGCCGCGAAUGCGGAUGGGGCUGCGACCGCACAAGCCCAAGCCGGUGCAGAAGCGCGACAUUUGGAGUGCAUCUGGGCUGCAAGGAAGACCACGCUCACAACCAGCAGCAUCCUGCAGUGCAGACUUUGCUUCAGGUUCGCGGCUCUUUCCCACCACGAAGGUGCGUGCGCUCCACUUUGUAUCUCCGUGUUGCAUGCCGCCUUCGCCACGCGCCUGCACACGACCGCUUCGCCGCAUCUUGCUAUCGGCGAAGAGCUCUGGCUGGAGGUGCCUUCCGGUGGGCUGCCGGAGGCGACCAACCCGAGCUACGUCGACCUCCUCAGAGUGAAGAGCAGCGAAGAGCAGCGACGAGAUGCAGAGCAGACGGAGGGCAGAAGCGGCUUCCGCUGCGCCCUCGGCGCCCUCACAGGUGCCUUCCCGGCUAAGGGCGCUGAGCAGCGCGCUCGGGAUCUGUUGGCGAAGAUGUUGGAGCCCAGCACCGACCGCCGUAUCGCGGCGCAGGAGGCAAAGGGAAGUGUCACAGUGCAAGCUGGCUGA